Messenger RNA from Cylas formicarius (sweet potato weevil), 456 nucleotides. RefSeq lists its product as uncharacterized. NCBI's taxonomy places the organism in Eukaryota, Metazoa, Arthropoda, Insecta, Coleoptera, Brentidae. The coding region runs from base 94 to 456 and encodes 120 amino acids. The transcript is spliced from 2 exons. The record is from RefSeq and is a predicted model, not a curated record.
GGGUAGAAGACCUUUCGACUUUUAAUUCAACCAUGGAAGGGAGUGCAUGUGUAUAAAUACGUUGCAUGUGUAUUAUAGACUAUAUUCAGUGCAAUGAAUAGAGAAGUGCGAUGUCCAUUUCCCUACGACCCUACAACUGAAAAAAUCGCGGUUUGUCCGUAUGACAAGUCGCAUAUUAUGUUGGCGCAUCGCUUAGGGCGUCACAUAUUCAAAUCACACAAAGAGUACCGGGGGUUAGAAUUCCCGGUACGACAUGAAACGACAAGGGAACAUCACCAGCAGCAGGAGCAACCCGGUGGAUCAAAAGAAACAAAGGAGCAGCAGGAGUACCCGGGUGGGUGGUCGACGGAGUGGGACGGCGAGGAGUGCACUUCGUAUUUAGAUUUCCUCCGGGAACGGGGAAGAAGAACAACGCAAGGAACAGGAACAAUGGGAUGGUCGACUGAAUCGACAUAA